This is a messenger RNA of Trichechus manatus latirostris (Florida manatee), 1755 nucleotides long. It is a transcript of the gene LRRC15, whose product is annotated as leucine rich repeat containing 15. The transcript has a single exon. Bases 10 to 1755 code for a protein of 581 amino acids. Gene Ontology annotation, molecular function: protein binding. Gene Ontology annotation, cellular component: extracellular matrix. The record is from RefSeq and is a predicted model, not a curated record. Lineage: Eukaryota; Metazoa; Chordata; Mammalia; Sirenia; Trichechidae.
GCAGAGGCCAUGCCACUGAAACAUUAUCUCCUUUUGCUGGUGGGCUGCCAAGCCUGGGGUGCGGGCCUGGCCUACUAUGGCUGCCCUAGCGAGUGCACCUGCUCCAGGGCCUCCCAGGUGGAGUGUACCGGGGCACGCAUCAUGGCCAUGCCCACCCCUCUGCCCUGGAACGCCAUGAGCCUGCAGAUCCUCAACACACACAUCACCGAGCUCAGUGAGUCACCAUUCCUCAACAUCUCAGCCCUCAUUGCCCUGAGGAUUGAGAAGAACGAGCUGUCUCGCAUCAUGCCUGGAGCCUUCCGCAACCUGGGCUCACUGCGCUACCUCAGUCUCGCCAACAACAAGCUUCAGGUUCUGCCCGUCGGCCUCUUCCAGGGCCUGGACAACCUUGAGUCGCUCCUUCUGUCCAGCAACCAGCUGAUGCAGAUCCAGCCGGCCCACUUCUCCCAGUGCAGCAACCUCAAGGAAUUGCAGUUGCAUGGCAACAACCUGGAAUACAUCCCUGAUGGUGUCUUCAACCACCUGGUGGGCCUCACCAAACUCAAUCUGGGCAAGAAUAGCCUCACGCACCUCUCACCCAGGGUCUUCCAGCACCUGGGCAACCUCCAGGUCCUCCGGCUGUAUGAGAACAGGCUCUCGGACAUCCCCAUGGGCACUUUUGAUGGGCUUGACAACCUCCAGGAACUGGCCCUCCAACAGAACCAGAUCAGUAGACUCUCCCCAGGCCUCUUCCACAACAACCGUAACCUCCAGAAACUCUAUCUGUCUAACAACCACAUCUCCCAGCUGCCUCCUGGCAUCUUCAUGCAGCUGCCCCAGCUCAACCGUCUUACACUCUUUGGGAAUUCCCUGAAGGAGCUCACCCCAGGGAUCUUUGGGCCCAUGCACAACCUGCGGGAGCUCUGGAUCUACGACAAUCACAUCACUUCCCUACCUGACAACGUCUUCAGCAACCUCAGCCAGUUGCAGGUCCUGGUCCUAAGCCGAAACCAGAUCAGCUUCAUCUCCCCGGGGGCCUUCAGUGGGCUGAUGGAGCUGCGGGAGUUGUCGCUCCAUACCAAUGCACUGCAGGAGUUGGACGGGAACAUCUUCCGCAUUUUGGCUAACCUGCAGAAUAUCUCCCUGCAGAACAAUCGCCUCAGACAGCUCCCUGGGAAUAUCUUCGCCAACGUCAAUGGCCUCAUGACCAUCCAGCUGCAGAACAACCAGCUGGAGAACCUGCCCUUGGGCAUCUUCGAUCACUUGGGGAACCUGUGUGAGCUUCAGCUCUAUGAUAACCCCUGGAGAUGUGACGCGGACAUCCUUCCACUCCGCAACUGGCUCGUUCUCAACAGACCCAGGUUGGGGACGGCUGCCCUCCCGGUGUGUUUCAGCCCAGCCAAUGUCCGAGGCCAGUCCCUUGUCAUUGUUAAUGUCAGUAUCGCUGUCCCCAGUGUCCAGGUCCCUGAGGUGCCCAGCUACCCAGAAAUGCCACAAUACCCAGACACGUCCAGCUACCAUGAUACCACCUCCAUCUCCUAUACCACUGAGUACACCAGCCCCAUGGAGGACUAUACCGACCUGACCACCAUUGGAAGCACUGAGGACCGUGGCACAUGGGGCAUGACCCGUGCCCAGAGCGGGCUGGCCAUUGCCGCCAUUGUCAUUGGCAUCAUUGCCCUGGCCUUCUCCAUGGCGGCCUGCAUCUGCUGUUGGUGCUGCAAGCAGCGGGGCCACACAGUCCUGAUGCAAAUGAAGGCACCCAAUGAGUGUUAA